CUGUCCCCAGGACUCAAUGCUCCACUCAAAGUUUGCUGCACUGACUCUUUAACUCUAAAUAAUGCCAGUGUACUGCAUACAAACUUGUUCUUUCUCUAACAUCCAAAAAUGUCUUCACAGAAUAAGGUCACUGAUUCUUGAGUUGCUUUCAAUUAAUACUUGGACUUUGAUUACAAAUAAACUUCAGUUUAACUUGAAACCUGCAAAAUUCGAUCAGUAUUAUGAUGAAUAAAUGAAGGCAUGCACAAUGUCUCUGAUGAUGCAGUCAACAGUGGCUGGCAUGCUGAGCUGAGCACCCAAAUGUCUUCUGAAUCUUGCAAAGUUGAGUCUGAUGCUACAGAGGCCAGUGGCUCAUCUCCUCCCCAGGAAAUGGUGGCAGUUUACAUCAAGGAGGAGCCUCAAGAUGGAGGAGAGGACAUGGCUGUGAAGGUGGAACCAAUUGACAGUAGUGAAAAAGAGUGUGGUUCAGACAGUGGGUCGUCGAGGGUGUGUGCAGCUCCUGCUUCUAGAAGAGGUUCAACAAUGAGUUCAAGUGACAAUAUAAAGCUUAUUUUAGCCGUUAAAAAACACCCUGCAGUUUGGGAUACGGCCUGCAGCGACUACACAGAUAAGAUUGAAAAAGUCAAUGCAUGGAAGACCAUAUGCAAAGAGGUUACAGUAAAUUAUGCAGAAAUCAAAGAUGACGAAGCAAAAAAUAAUGUUGCUAAACAACUUCAGACGAAAUGGAAAACCCUGCGUGAUGCUUUCCGAAAGAAUCAAAAUUUAAUUCGAAAUACUCCAUCUGGAUCAGGCACAAACAAACAUGUACGCCCAUACUUGUAUGCCCCGCAAAUGCAAUUUCUGUUGAAGACUUUUGAUGCCGCAGAAAAUGCCUCAAAUAAUCCAACACCUACUAAUAAUAACCAAGAUGAAACAAAAGUUCAACUUUCUUCGAAAAUUGAUAGAAAACCUAAGAAAUCAAGACCUAUGGAUAUGCAGAUACCUGACUACCUUAAGAAGCCAGAUGACAGCGGAUCAGAUGAGAUAGGAUUAUUUUUCAGGUCUUUGAAAUCAUUUGUUAAAGAUUUUACCAAAGAAGAAACAUUGGAGCUGAAAGCACGGGUUAUAUCCAUAAUCUCUGACAUAAGAAAAUUUAGAAAUAACUAUCCCCGUAACAAUGUCGCAGGAACAAGUGAAGCUUCAACAUUUUACACGUAUAACAACAAUAUGUCAACUAAAGAACCACUGGUUUGGACUCACUCUCUAGUAGAGAGGUUAAUCGAUCUUUAUAGAGACCACGAAUGCCUAUGGAGAGUUACGUCCAAGAAAUAUAAAAAUCGAAUUGCAAAAGAAAAAGCUAUGGUAAAAAUAGUUGGAGUUUUAAGAAACUUUUGUGCACAAGUCACUGUUGCCGAGGUUCGCAAGAAAAUUCAUACAUUACGUUCGCAAUUCCAUCGUGAAAUGAAGUUAAUACGAGAAUCAACGGAAUCUGGCGCUGGUGCUGACCAAAUGUACACACCGAAACUCUGGUGCUUUGAAUCAUUGAUGUUCAUCAAUGACAUCGAUGCUCAUCGUCAGUCCACGUCUACACUCGACGAAGACGUUCAGGUUUCAAAUGAUGGAACAGAAGGUGAUCAGGACCAAACUAUUCCGCAUGAAGAGUAUUUUGAUGAUACAUUCACGGAAGCAACAACCCCUUCAACACCAUCUUCUCCUUCUAGAUCAAAUACUCCUUCUCUGCCUGAAAGUUUGCAGUCAACCGCGACUGCGUUGCCAAGCACUACUUCAUCAGAAGCUUUAAUACUCACACCAAUGCAAAAAACGAGUAAUCUCACUCAAAAGAAAAGGAAGAUAGAUCCAACUGAUGAGUUAAUUCAGGUUGCGUUAUCUAAAUUGACGGAGAAGAAAAAUGAUGAUGAUGACUUAUCAGCAUUUGGCGUAGUGGUGGCUACGCAAAUUAGAAACAUGAAUAAAACACAGGCAACCAUUUCUAGAAAAUUAAUCAAUGAUGCAUUGUUCAUGGGAAGUAUGAAUAUGUUGGAGACAAAUUCACGUAUUGUGACCGCAUCAAAUUGCACUGACAAUAUGAACUUCUAAUUGUCAUUUCAACGAAGAUAAAAGUCUGAUUACUGUUUAUGUAGAGGUUAUUCUAUUUGAUAUUCUUUAUUAUAUAUCAUAUUUUUGUAACGUAGGUUUCGUCCAGAAAAACUUGAAACUCAUGGGGAUGUUAUUUUUGUUACUUAUUAGGAUAUAGGAAAUGGAUUACCUCGAACUUGGAAGAAUUGUUUCCAUUUCAGUUAAACUAUUGUUGUUAUUGUGCACUGAAGUUUUCAGUGCAUUCAAUUGACAUACAUUGUUUUCUCUGGUCUCUCCUGUGCACAUUUAUUAUACAUGACCUCGUCUAAAACUCCACCAACAAACUUAUACACUUGCACGCUUCUCACCCGAUACAGUUUUCGCCUUCCUCUCAUUUCUCUUAAUAAAUUAUUCUCUCGCUCGCCUACCAGCAUAAACUAACAGAAUAUAGUUACACUGCUUUUAUUUUCCUGCCUAUUAUUAGCACGGUCUUAACCCGUUCAUUGGUAACCUCGUUGAGAUGACUAUCGAACGCCUUCGAUAUUUUAUACUAAGUUAUGUUUUAUAUAAUGAAAUUUUAG
This is a messenger RNA of Hyalella azteca, 2636 nucleotides long. RefSeq lists its product as uncharacterized. Lineage: Eukaryota; Metazoa; Arthropoda; Malacostraca; Amphipoda; Hyalellidae. Gene Ontology annotation, molecular function: DNA binding. The transcript has 6 exons. The record is from RefSeq and is a predicted model, not a curated record. Bases 241 to 2076 code for a protein of 611 amino acids.